CUCGUUCAGACACCACCGUAUGAAUGUAGCGUCUACGUCGAACAAUUCCUGCGAUGGCACCUCGCAGCUACUGAUGGCGAGGACAGAACCUGGAUCUUGCAGCUUAAUAAUUCCGAGGCCUGUCAGAUAUGCUAUAACGGCUACUUUGAAAACGGCAUGGACGCCUGUCUGCAGUGUCAUAAGCCCUUGGCAGCCCAGCUGAAACACUUGUCACACUGUCGUGACUGUCUCAGUGCGUGGAGGCCACACCGCAGUGACUGCCACCUAUGUUUUCUUGAGCCCAAACACAUGGUACGAACCACACUCUGUCGUCUGAAUACCGAGGUGAAGACGGCGAUUGAGAGGAUGAAUCUCUAUGCUAAAGAGCAGUAUUAG
Molecule: messenger RNA, 375 nt
Organism: Dibothriocephalus latus
Lineage: Eukaryota; Metazoa; Platyhelminthes; Cestoda; Diphyllobothriidea; Diphyllobothriidae
Source: the annotation of a GenBank genome assembly